CUUGGGUACCUAUAAAUCCGCUUUUGGUGUCUAAGCGUCAUAAAUCCAUUUACAGACUGGUGGAAUGAGGAAGGAAAACGGGAGAAACCAUUGCGCAGGGGUUUUGAGGGUGGCAGCUUCGAAGCCGCCACGUGAAACGAACCUACCGCUGUCAGCCUUAAGAGGUUUGGCUAGUGGCGCCGCGUUGACUUGAGGUGGGCUUUCUUCUUUGGCCCGUGGUGCUCUGACCACCAGUCGAUAGACCAUAAAUAGUAAUUACAACUUGAAUCAUCGGAUCAAUGUUGUCGUCGCAAAGCUAUUAUUGUCUGGGCCAGUUGGCAAGCAAUAGCGCAAGUAUUUAAGUUCCCGCGGCACGACGCAGCAAUGGAAACUUUGCGCAAUGGCCCGCGCCUGAGUUUGCUGGUUCGACCUGAUGAGGAAAUUCACUUCACACCAACUGCUAUUCGACUGUGGUGGGUCGGUCUACUGAGUCUACACCUCGUUGGAGGACUGUUCUUUGGACUCGUCUGCGCUGCCUACUGGAAUAUGCCUGGCCUGGCCGUCACGACAUUCCUGGACUUCUACCAGAUUGGGAUGAAGUCUGAAAAUUUUCGCACUAUUGCAGCUACACACGGCGUUAUAGCGGCAUUACAUGCAUUAUCAGCACUAAUGAUGAUAACGAGAUCAAUUCGGAACAAGAAGCUGUCUUUUCGGAGUAGUUUACGCUCUCCUCGCCAUCACCAGGGUGGGAAUCGGCACAAAAGUCAGCGUAGGCGAGAAAGCAGCGGGGGAAUCUUUUACCGUUGUUUCUCUGCAUUAUUUGGCCUUCGUGGCUUCUUCGGAGCUGAAGGGCCCUACUACGAUUUUUUGCUACUGUGUCGCGAAACGAUCGAGACGACGCUGCAAACGAAUCAAGGACUCCGAAUGAGUCGAAAUGUUCCUCGGCUGUGGCUAAAUCGCUUCUACGUUGCUCUUCUUGUGUUGAAUUGUUGGUCCACUGCGCUGGUACAUCACAUGUUUCGACACAACAAGACCAAGAUGCGAUUAGUUGCGCUUUUGAGUGACUGCCUUCUCGAUCUAGUGACCUCCGUUGGGAUACCAUUACUUCUCGUUAUCUCGUAUGCUCAGGAAUUUGACGUCGCUACUGGGAACUUUAAUAUCUUGCGAUGGUUUCAAGACAGAUGGCUUGUUAACGCGAUGAACGAGUUUAACAUUAUUCUCAUAUUGUCAUGGAGUGAUCUAGCUACUCGAAUGGUAUUUGCAGUGAGUAUGCUAAGCAACUUGAACACGAUGGAAGGUCUGAUGACUGCAGUCACCAGCAAAAACUACCAUGAAGCACCCGCAAACCCGCGUGGCGCAACGAUCGCUCCAUUCGAGAAGCAAACUGCUCGGACAGAAAGCCAGACGCAUACUGUAGUUGUGUGGACUGAACGACUCGCAAGCUCGAGAUUGUUGCGAUUCGCAUUUUUCUGCUGGGGAGUGGUCGUUCUCGGUCUGCAUAUCCACGCAGAGACCAACCCGAUGCUCCCACAGUGUUUGGUUCAAGUCCGUCCAUGGGGUGUUUCAAAACCUGCGUGCUCUUUAGUCCUGUUGAACUGUAUUACAGACGAUACUGAUGGGGAGAUUGAGCAGGUUAUAGAUCAGUGGAGUCAGUUUGACGCACAUUCCGUUAAAUGCUUGCUAGUUCGGAAUUGUCCAAGAUUUACGGUGCCUCAAAUGUUUACAACCUUCCAAACGUUAAAAACGUUCAAGGUGUAUAACACGACAAUUGUCGAGUGGAACGAAGAUGCAGCGAUUAACCAGGCCAACCAUCCUAUGAUGCAGGGUGCAAUGUUCAUGCGAGUGAAUGUUACCAAUGGAGAACUUCCUCCAGGGUUACUUUCACCCAACUUCCCACCAUCACUAAACAUUAUCGGUUUUGUCGUUUCCAAUCUACGAGUGUUUCCAGAUGAUCUGCAUACAAAGUGGCCUCGCUAUUCUGCAAUUCACCUGGAUACGACACAGUUCACUGAAUUUCCGGAUUCACUCUGGAGAAUACGGCCAUCCGUUCUUAUGAUGCCAUACACUCCCAUCGAGAGUGUCCCCAAGGAACUGUUUGAACUGGAAGCAAUGUGGUAUUUGGAUUUAGCUGGCACAAAACUUUCUGCCCUACCGGAAGAUGUGCCGAUUUUGAUAAAUCCUCUGCUCGGUAUCAACUUGGGUGGUACGAAUAUCUCGUCGUUUCCGUCGUGGAUGGAUCCGUGGCUUCAACGAAUAGCAAAUCCGGUAUCACCACCUCUUGCAGCAGCAGGGACUCCGUAUUGCUCCGAGCGCGAGCAAAUUUUUGCUGGUAAUCGGACCGAGUUUUCGGCAGUGGCUUCACGUGUUAACGCAGAUUCGAUGUCAAUGUUGAUGCAGUCGUCCGAGGCGAACAGGGCGUUUAUAGCAAAUGCUGUCAAUUGCCAACCAUCAUUCCUCUAUCGAUAUGCGUUGGCAUUCGAAGACACUUUCCAAACUCUUUAAAAUAUGAUUCAGGACAAUGACUACGCCAUAACUGACUUUGAAGGAUAUUUACAUUUUCGGAGAGUACAUCGAUGAUUCUAUGUAAUUAUAAAUAUCGGGUGAUAAGAUAAAAACGGUUGCUACUAGCUGAUUCAUUUUCGUAUUCUAGCUAUAAACAGGAAAAAAAAAAAAGUAUAAAUGGACGACAGCGGAUAUUGUUGACCUUCAGCGCUUGAUAAGAU
Messenger RNA from Phytophthora nicotianae INRA-310, 2702 nucleotides. RefSeq lists its product as hypothetical. The transcript has a single exon. The record is from RefSeq and is a predicted model, not a curated record. The coding region runs from base 364 to 2481 and encodes 705 amino acids. Lineage: Eukaryota; Oomycota; Peronosporomycetes; Peronosporales; Peronosporaceae.